UUGAAGUGUACUUUCUUCACCUUCGUUCUAGAAAAGUGUGUUGUAUGUGGUGAUUCCGCCGAUGGUUAUCACUAUGGUGUGAGGUCGUGUCGUGGUUGUAACGCUUUUUUUCGACGUGCCGUCACCUACGAUCAACACUUCACUUGUCGUCGAGGCGGACAUUGUCUUGUGGACCGCACUGUUCAACCUAAACGUGAUGGCUCAUCGUCAACUAACGGAACAUUUCAGGAGCGAAAUCUUUCCGGCUACAAUUACGAUACUGAAACUGAGAAGCGGCUCAUAGACAGUUCUUAUUUGCCUAUGCUUCCACCGAGCCCUUCACCCUCUAGUGGACUUAUUGCGCGACAGUGCUACGACUUCGAAGAUCAGAAGAGGCGAAGGCACGCUAUGCUUUGCCGCUCCCUAGAAGAAAUUCUCACUGGUGACUGUGACUUUAAUUUACGUAAUUUGGCAACACCGGAUGAUUAUGCCAGCUUGUUUCAAGUUCAAAUGGUCUUAAUGUUUGAGUGGGCCGAGAAACUACCCGAAUUUGGCCUACUGGACCCUCUGGAUAAGGCUAAAUUUCUGCACGCAUUCGCCCUUCGUUAUUUGCUAUUGGAUAACGUAUUUCACACUAUGGAACUGGGAUUCGAAGACCGAAUAGUUCUUGUGAAUAAUAACUAUAUAAGACCUUUCGAAGCUCCACCAUAUUGUAAUGGGCAAUCUGAGGAAAGGAGGACCGAAUUUAUGAUGUGUGGUCCAGAGACAAAGGCAAUGCUAGAGGACCUCGUUAUCCCGAUGAAACGAAUUGGAUUGAAAGUCGGAGAAAUGAUGACCCUUCGAAUGAUAAUGUUUUGGAAUCCAGGAAACAUCGGCCUGACUACCAACGGAAUCGAUGUUGCUCGAAUGGCCUCAGGUAAUGCUGUGAAAGAGCUACAUCGUUAUUUCGAAUGCGAGGGAGUUGUCGAUGUAGAGCAUAGAAUCGGCAAUCUUCUACUCCUUCUACCUGCAUUUACCAAACACGUACGUUAUCUCUACGAGUUGGUGAAACUGAUCCCUUCCUUUAGAAAAAUGAAUGAGUGCGAUUCAUUUAUGGAUGUUCUCAUAAAUGGUUUGUGA
Messenger RNA from Angiostrongylus costaricensis, 1098 nucleotides. Lineage: Eukaryota; Metazoa; Nematoda; Chromadorea; Rhabditida; Metastrongylidae. The record is from the annotation of a GenBank genome assembly.